Lodderomyces margitis is the source of this 2022-nucleotide messenger RNA. RefSeq lists its product as uncharacterized. Gene Ontology annotation, cellular component: cytoplasm; cytosol; plasma membrane. Gene Ontology annotation, molecular function: ubiquitin protein ligase binding; protein-macromolecule adaptor activity. The transcript has a single exon. The record is from RefSeq and is a predicted model, not a curated record. Gene Ontology annotation, biological process: ubiquitin-dependent endocytosis. Bases 1 to 2022 code for a protein of 673 amino acids. NCBI's taxonomy places the organism in Eukaryota, Fungi, Ascomycota, Pichiomycetes, Serinales, Debaryomycetaceae.
AUGACUUUAUUGGCCAAAGUGUUUAACAACAGUUCUGAGAAGCUGCUGCUGUCGUCGGCUCCACACUCGCGAAAGCUAACACCCACAUCGUCACGAAGAUCUUCAUCUGUAUUAACACCAAUCAACUCGACUGCUUCUUCUUCUUCAUCUUCAAUAACUCCCACCAGAUCAAACACAGGACGUACCAUCAAAACAUCUAGUUCUUUGAAUACACCAUCUGCAUAUACCUUAUCGAUAGCACUUGAGUCUCCUCCGAUUAUAUUAUAUGGUAGUCCUUCUGAGUCUACAGGUUCAAUAAUAUCGGGACUACUAAGAUUGAUAACGACAAGUGAAAUCGAACUAGAACAAGUCACACUUACAUUGAGACAGACUAUGAGAUAUACAAAACCUUUUCUUAUUCCAAAUUCAUCUUCGAUAGCGAACUGUAAAGACUGCACUCACAGGACAGAGGAAUUGGCACGUUGGGACGUUUUGACCUCACACUUUAAAUUCAAUGCUGGUAACCAUGCCUAUCCAUUUUCCCAUUUGUUACCCGGAUCCCUUCCUCCUACUUCGAAAUUGGGAUCGUCAAACUCGCAUUCUUUUAUCAAAUAUGACCUAAUUGCCGAGGUUACAGCCAACGAUGCACUGCAAAAUAAGAGACUAGUGUUGCCAAUCAACAUAUCACGACUGAAUUUAAGAGGUCCCGAUCGAAAUUCUUUGCGAGUAUUUCCUCCUACCGAAGUUACCGCCAGUGCAGUGUUACCAAACGUUGUUUAUCCUAAAUCAACGUUCCCAAUAGAACUCAAAUUGGACAAUUUGGUAAAUCCAUCACAGCAGAGAAGAUGGAGAAUGAGAAAAUUGACAUGGAGGAUUGAAGAAAACAUCAAAAUCAAAGCUCAUGUUUGUCAAAAACAUGCUGGGAAACUUGACAUGCUUGAAAACCUGUACAGGAAAUCACCACAAAAGAUUGAAAAACCUUCAGGUAUGCAUCACAGUACAAUUCAAACAAAUGUAGCAUUUAUUUAUAGCCCAUCGAUGCAAUUUUCGAAUGAACCUAUAUUACAAGAAAAUGGGUUGCCUGAAAGUGUUCCUGUCGAUGAUGGAAGUCAUGAUAUUGAGGAGUCGAUGAGAACGGCACCUUCAAAUGUGCAUCAAAGUUUUGUUGAAGAUUUUGGAAACGCAUCAGCAACUAGGGGUCCUGUAGAGGACACUGCCGGUAGUGCGCUCACACCUCAGCAGUCGAAUCGCCCCAUUGAUUCCGAAAAGCAUCUUUACAUGGAAGAGACCAGGGCUAUAAGCUAUGGUGAGUUCAAAUCAGGUUGGAAGUCUGACUUCUCUGGCAGAGGUCGGAUAGAAAUGGUGGCAAAUAUUAGUGCAAAUAGAUUGUCCACUGGGUCAAACAAUCACGUCACAAAGGUUAGUACUGAUGACAAGGUUCAAGCUGAUAAUGAUUUCAAGAAUGGGGCCAACGUUUCCUGUGAUAUCGAUGACCCAACUUUGGGAAUUUUUGUUAACCAUACAUUGAUUGUGGAAGUUGUUGUUGCAGAGGAAUUGGUUCACAACGUUGACCGUAGGAAUCAAAGCAACCUUCAACCAGCAAGUAGCCGGGACUCUAUAAUUCCAAGAAGAGGAUCAUCAUCAAAUUCUGUUCCAACCAAUCUGUCACCCAAUUUGGCUCCUUCCACAUCUAACAGUGGAUCGAAUAACAAUCAGUUGUCGGGUGUUCCAACGGGGGCAGCACGCGUUUUGAGGAUGCAAUUCAAGCUCCCUAUUACUGAGAGAUCUGGACUUGGAAUCGCAUGGGAUGAUGAGGUCCCACCAACAUAUGAGGAUGUGAGAACAUUGAGUCCGCCUAAUUAUCAAGAUCAGUCUAUCAAUUUACCGCCUACACCUGUCGAGGCAGCAGUGCAAAGCAGCCCCACUCCAAAUGUAUUAUACGGUAGAGGAGAGACGCCUAUUGUUGGUAGCUUUGGAUUACACGGACAAAACCAGCAAAGCUUGGAUGGAAUGAUUGAAAAUAUGCAAGAGCUCUCUAUUUAG